UGGCAGUGGUGAUAUGCGCUGGUUGUGCAGUGAAUAGCAAGGGAAAAUGAUAGUGGUUGUUGUCCUUGCAGUUACCCUUCCUUUCUUCUUCUAAUGCCCCCAGCGCCGCUAUUCCCCCAACUACCCUCCCUUUCUCUAUCCACAUUCUCUGCUCUCUAUCUCUCUUCCUUCUUCUGUUGCUGCAUCACUUUCUUGUCCUGAAUUCUCUGGAAUUCUCACACAACGAGAAAGAUUUUCUAGGAAAAUUUGGUCAAGAAUUUCUCUCUCUUUCUCUCUUCAAUCUUUUUAUUUGUCUGCUUGCUAUGGAACCUGGAGAGGAUUGCUGCGUUAAGGUUGCGGUUCACAUCCGACCACUAAUCGGUGAUGAGAGGCUUCAAGGGUGUAAAGACUGUGUCACUGUCAUUCCUGGAAAGCCUCAGGUCGUUUCUGGCUAUGGUGCAGGUACAAAUUGGAACACAUUCCUUUACGUUUGAUCAUGUCUACGGGAGCACUGGUUCUUCUUCAUCUGCCAUGUUUGAGGAAUGUGUUGCUCCACUUGUUGAUGGUCUAUUCCAAGGAUAUAAUGCUACCGUCCUUGCUUAUGGUCAGACAGGAUCUGGGAAAACUUACACCAUGGGCACUGGCUUCAAAGACAGUUCUCAAACGGGACUAAUCCCUCAAGUGAUGAAUGCUUUGUUCAACAAGAUUGAAACUUUGAAGCAUCAAACUGAGUUCCAAUUGCAUGUGUCCUUCAUUGAGAUUUUAAAAGAAGAAGUACGAGACUUGCUGGAUCCCAGUUCUGUGAACAAAUCAGAGACUGCAAAUGGGCACACAGGAAAAGUACCUGUCCCUGGGAAACCACCGAUACAAAUUCGUGAGACAUCAAAUGGUGUUAUUACAUUGGCAGGGUCUACUGAAAUUGGUGUCCGUACAUUAAAAGAAAUGGCAGCUUGCCUAGAACAAGGAUCACUGAGCAGGGCAACAGGAAGUACAAAUAUGAACAAUCAAUCAAGUCGCUCGCAUGCCAUCUUCACCAUCACAUUAGAGCAAAUGAAUAAGCUCAAUCCUGCUUUUCCUAGUGAUAGUGGUCUUAGUGAGAGUAUGAGUGAAGAAUAUCUAUGUGCCAAGUUGCAUUUAGUAGACCUUGCUGGAUCAGAACGAGCUAAAAGAACGGGUUCAGAUGGUCUACGAUUUAAGGAAGGGGUCCACAUUAACAAGGGCCUUCUUGCACUUGGCAACGUCAUUAGUGCACUUGGUGAUGAGAAAAAAAGGAAAGAAGGCGUUCAUGUUCCUUAUCGGGACAGUAAACUUACUCGGCUUUUGCAGGAUUCACUUGGUGGUAACAGCAGAACUGUCAUGAUAGCCUGCAUUAGUCCUGCUGAUAUAAAUGCUGAAGAAACUCUGAACACCCUAAAGUAUGCAAAUCGUGCUCGCAAUAUCCAAAAUAAGCCCGUCGUCAACAGAGAUCCAAUAUCCAAUGAGAUGUUAAAGAUGCGCCAACAACUAGAGUAUUUGCAGGCAGAACUGUGUGCACGUGGAGGAGGUGCUUCAUCUGAUGAAACACAGGUUCUCAAGGAAAGGAUUGCUUGGCUUGAAGCAACCAAUGAGGACCUCUGUCGGGAACUUCAUCAAUACCGCAGUAGAUGCCAUGUUACAGAACAAUGUGAAACAGAUGCCCAAGAUGUUCACACCUGUUCAGUGAAAAGUGAUGGGCUUAAAAGGGGCUUGUCUAGUGUGGAUUCAUCUGAUUAUCAAAUGGGUGAAACCAUAAUGGCAGGGGAUUCCAGGGAAAUGGAUGAAGAAGCAGCAAAAGAAUGGGAACAUACACUGCUGCAAAAUACAAUGGACAAAGAGUUGAAUGAGCUAAACAAACGUUUAGAGCAAAAGGAGACGGAGAUGAAACUUUUUGGAGGGCUUGACACAGUAGCACUUAAGCAGCACUUUGGAAAGAAAAUAGUGGAACUAGAGGAGGAGAAAAGAACUGUGCAGCAAGAGAGAGAUCGUCUGUUGGCUGAAGUUGAAAACCGUGCUGCUAAUUCUGAUGGGCAAGCACAAAAAUUGCAAGAUAUUCAUGCCCAGAAAUUAAAAACACUUGAGGCACAGAUACUGGAUCUUAAGAAGAAGCAAGAGAGCCAGGUUCAACUUUUGAAGGAAAAACAAAAAAGUGAUGAAGCAGCAAAGCGCUUGCAAGAUGAAAUACAAUUUAUCAAGGCACAAAAGGUUCAAUUGCAACAAAAGAUAAAACAAGAGGCUGAACAGUUUCGACAGUGGAAGGCCUCUCGAGAGAAGGAACUGCUGCAGUUACGGAAGGAGGGGAGGCGGAAUGAGUACGAAAGGCAUAAACUGCAGACCCUAAAUCAGCGUCAAAAAAUGGUUCUUCAGCGAAAGACAGAGGAAGCUGCUAUGGCCACCAAAAGGCUAAAAGAGUUGCUAGAAGCUCGCAAGUCUUCAGCACGUGAAAACUCAGGUAUUACCAAUGGAAAUGGAACAAAUGGGCAGAGCAAUGAGAAAUCUCUACAACGCUGGCUUGAUCAUGAGCUAGAAGUCAUGGUGAAUGUGCAUGAAGUUCGUUUUGAAUAUGAGAAGCAAAGCCAAGUACGAGCUGCACUGGCAGAAGAGUUAGCAGUGCUGAAACAAGUGGAUGAGUUUGCUUUGAAGGGGCUUAGUCCUCCACGAGGAAAGAAUGGACUUUCUAGAGUGUCCUCCAUGUCACCAAAUGCAAGGAUGGCAAGAAUAUCUUCUCUUGAGAACAUGCUCAGCAUUUCCUCAAAUUCACUUGUGGCAAUGGCUUCACAACUUUCAGAGGCAGAAGAAAGGGAGCGUGCUUUCACUAGCCGUGGACGUUGGAAUCAGUUGCGAUCAAUGGGAGAUGCUAAAAGCUUGCUUCAAUAUAUGUUCAAUUCUGUUGCAGACACAAGGUGCCAGUUAUGGGAGAAGGAAUUAGAAAUCAAAGAAAUGAAAGACCAACUGAAAGAACUUGUAGGUCUACUACGACAGAGUGAAUUACGAAGAAAGGAAGUUGAGAAGGAGCUAAAAUUGAGAGAGCAAGCUGUUGCCAUUGCACUGGCUACACAAGCUUCUGCUGGCAAUGUUCAGGAGAAGUCGCAGAGCUCAUUGAAACACUUUGCUGAUGAAAUGAGCGGUCCCUUGUCCCCAAUGUCUGUCCCAGCACAGAAACAGCUUAAAUAUACAGCUGGAAUUGCUAAUGGCUUGGUCAGGGAGCGGGCAGCUUUUAUAGAUCAGACACGAAAGAUGGUACCAGUUGGACCAUUGUCAAUGAAGAAACUAGCUGUAGUAGGACAAGCUGGGAAGCUGUGGAGAUGGAAAAGGAGUCAUCACCAGUGGCUAUUACAGUUCAAAUGGAAGUGGCAGAAACCAUGGAGACUCUCAGAAUGGAUUAGGCACAGUGAUGAAACAAUCAUGAGGGCAAGGCCCCGUACACAGGUUCUGACAGACAAGCUGGGAAGCUAUGGAAAUGGAAAAGGAGUCGUCAACAGUGGCUAUUACAGUUCAAAUGGAAGUGGCAGAAACCAUAGAGACUCUCGGAAUGGAUUAGGCACAGUGAUGAAACAAUCAUGAGGGCAAAGGCUCCAUCCACGGGUUCUGACAGAUGCAAUGGGAUGCACCAGGUCACCAACUUGUAUUUCCAGGAUAUUAAUCUUUGACUUCUACAUGUGGCUCCAACACAUGGCACGGGGAAGAGCAUAAAAUAAGUGCAGUGUGCUGUAAAGUUGCUGUUGGGGAUCUCUGCUUUUAAUUGCUGUCUUCAACAAGUUGAAUUUGGGUAAAUAGGUUUGUAGUCUGGAAUUCUUAGCUGUAGUCACAACAUUCGGAGCAUCUUGUAAAGUAGGUUUGGUGCUGCCGAUGGAGUACUCAUUGGAAAAAAUGCUGCGGAUAAAAGGGUGUAAAGGGUGAUACAUGAAAGGAGAUCUGCCCUGAGAUGGUGAUCUCUGCUGUUUUGAUAUAUAUACAUUUUCUUUGAUAGCAAUUGCCUCAAUGGAAGAAAUUCUUCCAUCAGGUCACAGUAAUGUGUAUUAAAGCUUCUCUUUAUAUAAUUUUUCUCUUUUGAUUUCAUUUUGUGGCUAAUUUGAUGUAGUGUUUUUGUGUGUAAGCACAAAUACUGAUUUUGUUGAAAGAAUUGAAUUCAGUAGCAUUUCUAUUACAACAAAGGGAGAUUCUUUUAUAGGAAUCCAUUUCAGUGAUUUUACUGUUUGUAAGCAUAAAUGUUGAUUGUGUUGAAACAAAUUGUAACUCUGUACAAGUUCGCAGCAGCAGUGAAAUUUCUUUUUCCUUUGUA
Vitis riparia (riverbank grape) is the source of this 4276-nucleotide messenger RNA. Its product is annotated as kinesin-like protein KIN-4A. Bases 364 to 3558 code for a protein of 1064 amino acids. NCBI's taxonomy places the organism in Eukaryota, Viridiplantae, Streptophyta, Magnoliopsida, Vitales, Vitaceae. The transcript has 26 exons. The record is from RefSeq and is a predicted model, not a curated record. Gene Ontology annotation, molecular function: microtubule motor activity; ATP binding; microtubule binding. Gene Ontology annotation, biological process: mitotic spindle organization; microtubule-based movement.